Lampris incognitus (smalleye Pacific opah) is the source of this 1092-nucleotide messenger RNA. RefSeq names its product aldolase C, fructose-bisphosphate, a (gene aldoca). Gene Ontology annotation, biological process: fructose 1,6-bisphosphate metabolic process; glycolytic process. Lineage: Eukaryota; Metazoa; Chordata; Actinopteri; Lampriformes; Lampridae. Gene Ontology annotation, cellular component: cytosol. The transcript is spliced from 8 exons. Gene Ontology annotation, molecular function: fructose-bisphosphate aldolase activity. The record is from RefSeq and is a predicted model, not a curated record. Bases 1 to 1092 code for a protein of 363 amino acids.
AUGACACAUCAGUUUUCUACACUCACAGCAGCACAGAAGAAGGACCUGAAUGAGACCGCCCUACGCAUUAUCUCUCCAGGAAAAGGCAUCCUGGCUGCUGAUGAGUCUGUUGGUAGCAUGGCGAAACGGCUGGCCCAGGUCGGGGUUGAGAACACAGAGGAGAACCGCAGAAAGUAUCGUCAGAUUCUCUUCAGUGCAGAUGAUCGCAUUAACUUGUGCAUUGGAGGGGUCAUCUUCUUCCAUGAGACACUGUACCAGCAUUCUGAUAACGGCGUUCCCUUUGUCAAAAUGAUCAAGGACAAGGGCAUCCUGGUUGGCGUCAAGGUUGACAAGGGUGUGGUUCCACUGCCAGGAACAUGUGGAGAAUCCACAACGCAGGGUCUGGAUGGCCUUUCAGAGCGCUGUGCCCAGUACAAAAAGGAUGGAGCAGUUUUUGCAAAGUGGCGUUGUGUGUUGAAGAUCAGUGACACCAAUCCGUCUAACUUGGCCAUUACAGAGAAUGCAAAUGUUUUGGCACGUUACUCAAGUAUCUGCCAGCAGCAUGGGAUUGUGCCCAUCAUCGAGCCAGAGAUCUUGCCUGAUGGAGAUCAUGAUCUGAAACGUUGUCAGUAUGUCACUGAGAAGGUGCUUACCGCAGUGUACAAGGCUAUGUCAGACCACCAUGUAUACCUGGAGGGCUCUCUGCUCAAACCCAACAUGGUCACUCCUGGACACAGCUGCUCCAACAAAUACACUCCGGAGGAAGUUGCCAUGGCAACCGUCACCGCUCUGCGACGUACUGUUCCACCUGCUGUUGCAGGAGUUGCAUUCCUCUCGGGUGGACAGAGUGAGGAGGAGGCCUCUAUCCAUCUGAAUGCCAUCAAUAACUGCCCUCUGGUCAAACCCUGGAUGCUUUCAUUCUCCUUUGGCCGAGCCCUGCAAGCUUCUGCGCUCAGAGCCUGGCGAGGGCAUAAAGAGAAUGAGAAUGUGGCAACUGAACAGUUCAUCAAGAGAGCAGAGGUGAAUGGUCUGGCAUGUCAGGGGAAGUAUACUGGUGGUGACAACAGUGGCCAGGCUGGCCAACAUGUCUAUGGAUCUUGUCACGCAUACUAA